AUGAAGGAUAGCGCGAUCAGUCACUUCAGGACUCUCUUGGAAAGUUACUUUGGUGCUGGCUGGAAGGAGCUGAUGAGAUACGAUGAGUACUCGACACGAGAAUACAUGAAAUUUGUCAAUCCCAAGUAUUCAGACAGGCUUAUGAAUUACCUAGAGACCUUCACAUCGGCAUUGAAUCUCUAUGAUUGUGCUCCGACGGAAACUGUCAUUGAUUCACUCGACUUCGAGUACUGCACCAAUGUUAAAUGA
Molecule: messenger RNA, 249 nt
Organism: Sparassis crispa
Lineage: Eukaryota; Fungi; Basidiomycota; Agaricomycetes; Polyporales; Sparassidaceae
Exons: 2
Coding region: 1-249 (82 amino acids)
Source: RefSeq, a predicted model, not a curated record